AACCCUCAGCCCUCCAUCUCCACUCGUUUUGGCCAUCAUUUUCUCCAUCUCGACCGGUCGGCCACACAAAGUUUGUGUAUUCUCAUUGGGGCAAUAAACGGGGCUGUUCAGGGUUUAAGAAUGUGCAUCAUUAUCAUGUAUUCCUCAUGGUGAUUGGUAUUUUAAAUUUUGCCAAAAAUAUGUUCGAGAGAGAAAAGUUUGUUGAGCAUAAUGUCAAUGCUGUUGCAGCGGGAAGGGUGCAUGGAGUUGACCCUAUUGAGCAGAUAACUAAAAGAUGCAUUCGAAUUGUUAAGAACAUAGAAACACAUCUUAGUGGAUGUGUGCUAUGUCGCAAAUCAGGUUUUGGUCCCCGCAUAAUUAUACUUUGUGAUCAGUGUGAGAAGGAAUUUCAUGUGGGCCGUUUAAAAGACCACAAAAUGGCAUUUCUUAAGGUCCAUGAGGAAAGUGGUUUUGUAGCAUAGUUUGUACAAGGAUACAUUCUGCUCUACAGAAGCUGCUAAUUCGUGGGCCAGAAAAGCUUCCAAAUUCACUUUUAGGUGCUGUCAAUAGAAAGUUGGAGAAAAUGGUUCAGACAUUCAAGUUGAUGUUGAUGUCAGUUGGAGGAUUAUUAGUGGCAAAAUUGCUUCACCUGAUCAAACUCAUUUGCUAUUGUCGGAGGCCAUUAUAUAUAUUUAUUUACCAAAAGUAUUUAUUUGUCCAAAGUUCCAGUACAUACUGUUAUCUAAACAGUUUCAUAUUUUCCAUAGUUAGACAAUUAUGGUCAGUAUUUGUUAUAAGGCAUUUAAUAAAU
Cucumis melo (muskmelon) is the source of this 790-nucleotide messenger RNA. RefSeq lists its product as uncharacterized. The coding region runs from base 147 to 461 and encodes 104 amino acids. The record is from RefSeq and is a predicted model, not a curated record. NCBI's taxonomy places the organism in Eukaryota, Viridiplantae, Streptophyta, Magnoliopsida, Cucurbitales, Cucurbitaceae. The transcript is spliced from 5 exons.